AUGGGGGAACAGCGAGAAAUAGUGAGUGUCAAUCAGAUGAAGAUAGCAGUAACUGCAUUACAACCAGCAAAAAGGCAAAUUACCAUGGAAGAACCCACCCAAGAAAACAACAUGGACACACAAACAUGGGACUCGUCACAUUCUAAAUCUAAAACAAUAGAUGAUUUGAUAGGAGAAAUGAUAGCUUUACAGAAUCUGCCGUUUAAUUUUGUUGAAGGUAUUGGUUUCCGUCGAUUUAUGCAAGUGGUUUCGCCAAAUUAUGAAUUAAGAGAACAUAAGUUUUACGAAAUUCAUGUGUAUGACAAGAUAUAUAAAAAAAUUACAAUAAAAAUUAGAGAAAUGCUCAAAUUGUUUCAUAAGCUAUCAAUUAAUAUGGAUAUUUGCUCAGAACAGAGUGCUAAUGCAUUACUUUUGACCUUUACUGCUCACGGGAUAACUGAAGACUUUGAUCAAAGACAGAUUGUCUUAAAGUGUUGCUUACUUUGUGGCAAUUACUCUGAUGACAUAAUUUGUGACUACUUUACAAAAAUGAUGCUGGAGUGGGACAUCAAGGAAGAACAACUGCAUUGCUUUAUUCACAAUGGUAAGUCAAUUAUCGAGAAAGUAACGCAUUUGGCCAACGUACCUAAUGUGAACUGCGUAGUCCACCAACUACAACUGUGCGUUUGUACUGCUCUAGAAACUCCAGAAAUAAAGGAUUUAAUUGCAAAAUGUAAACAGAUAACCGGACAUUGUAGUCAGUCUCAAAUAGCCAAAGAGGAGUUGUUCAAAAUCCAAAGAGAGCAACUUAAUCAACCUACACUUAAUGUGAUUCUAGACUGUGAUAAUAGAUGGAAUGGUACUUACCAUAUGGUAGAGCGGCUGUUAAAGAUUAAAGAUUCUAUUAGCCUUUACGCCUGCAAACAUGACAUACCGCAAAUUUCCCCAGAAGAAUGGUUGACACUUAAUAAAAUAAUAGCAGUUUUGACUCCUUUUGAAGAAAUUACAACAAUUUUAACAAAAAUGAAAACUUGUAUAUCAUCAGUAAUCCCAUUGAUUCAUGUGUUAAAACAUAAAUUGAGGAUAGAGCGAGAUAGUCAUAAGACAAAUCAGUAUAUCGCAAAUUUUAUUAUAAAACUAAUUGGUGAAGUCAAUGUGAAGUUUUGUGACCUUUCCAACAAUAUGUUGUAUUCUCUUGCAACAUAUCUAGACCCAAGGUACAAAUCAAAGUUUUUUAAUGAAAUAGAGAAGGAACAAGUUCAAUCUGAACUGCUACGCUUGCUAAUGUUACGUGACUUGAGUAAUGUAAGUGCUAUGAGUGACAUUGAUGAUGAUGACGAUGGUGAUGACAGAGAGGAUGGUGAUGAUAAUAGCGAACCAAGGUUUGUUACCAAAAGGCUUAAAAUUGAAUUUGUUGAUAUAAAUAAUGAACCAUGCACAAGCUCUCAGAAUUUACAGUCCAUGCAAAAUAUUAAUUCAGAUUUGGCUGCCAUGUUGAACGGUGGCAGUGAUGAUGAAAAUACAGGAAAUGACAGCAUUGGAACCAAUAUGAACCUAAUUGUAUUGAAAUCAUUAAUUAAUGAAUAUAAUAAUCAAAAACGACUCCAGCUAAAUGAAGAUCCUUUAUUAUGGUGGAGAUAUAACAUACAAUUUCAAGCUUUCCUUCCCAUCGUACGCACUUACUUAUCAACGCCACCAGGAUCAUUUCCUAGUGAACAGCUGUCUAAUGGAUCUGGUUCGAUUAACGAACCCUUUUAUAAUCACCUGGACAGUGACAAUUAUGCUAAACUUUUAUUCGUUAAAUAUAAUUUGCCUCUUGUUAAUUUUGAUUACUAA
Molecule: messenger RNA, 1815 nt
Organism: Melitaea cinxia (Glanville fritillary)
Lineage: Eukaryota; Metazoa; Arthropoda; Insecta; Lepidoptera; Nymphalidae
Product: zinc finger BED domain-containing protein 4-like
Exons: 2
Coding region: 1-1815 (604 amino acids)
Source: RefSeq, a predicted model, not a curated record